AUGGCAGGCCGCAGGCUUCCGGACAUUCUGUACACCCCUGGGCAAAACAACGUCGGUGAGGUAGAGGAUGGAAUCAGCGAGUUACCCGACUCACUUCUUCAUCAUAUUCUUUCUUUCCUUGAUACCGAGUAUCUUGCUCAAACUUCCAUAAGUUCACCCACAUUUACGACCAUCCGUGUUCUUAAAAGUUAUUCUUUACCAAAACUCAGGAGCCUUACACUUCGUGGAGUCGAAUUUACUGAUGAGCAUCACAUUUAUAAUUGCCCUGUCCUUGAAAAUUUGAUUUUGGAUUGUUGCACUUGGUUUCAUGUGAGGAGUUUUUGCAUCUCAACACCUGCACUGAAACUCUUGGAAAUUGAUAAGGGAGGAUGGGAUUAUGAUGGUUUACAAGACUGUUCUCUCAAAAUUGAUGCACCAAAUCUAGUGUCACUUAGUUAUCGUACUAGUGUGGCGAAGGAAUAUGCUCUUUCCAGUUUUCUAACACUAGAAUCUGCAAAAGUUGGGCUUUAUGAUGAAUAUGAUGUACCAAGGGGGCAAAAGAUAGGUGCAGCUGGAAGUAAAAUUUUUCAAGCGCUUGCACAUGUAAAAACUCUAACGAUAUAUGAUAAAACUCUGGAGAAGUUGUUCCUAAAACUGGAAAACGCAACUGAUAAAUCACUAUUUCCACUGCUCAAAGCUGCACCUAGUUUGACUCGUCUCAUAUUUAAGGAGCGAAUUUGCGACAAUGUAGAAGAUGAUAGUUGGGAUGGUCUUCUGUUGACAGCAGGAUGUUUGUUUCAACACCUCAUGUCUGUUUGUUUCUGGUUUUUUGAUGGGAAUGCGAGGGAGAUGAGAUGGUUGAAACUAAUUUUGAGGAAUGCAAAAGCUUUGCAGAGAGUUAUUAUGUCAGAGUUCCCAAGUCUUCCAAAAGCCUCCGGCGGAUGUGUGCUUCAAUUAAACUAA
Messenger RNA from Papaver somniferum (opium poppy), 942 nucleotides. Its product is annotated as putative F-box/LRR-repeat protein At3g59170. Lineage: Eukaryota; Viridiplantae; Streptophyta; Magnoliopsida; Ranunculales; Papaveraceae. The transcript is spliced from 4 exons. Gene Ontology annotation, molecular function: protein binding. The coding region runs from base 1 to 942 and encodes 313 amino acids. The record is from RefSeq and is a predicted model, not a curated record.